This is a messenger RNA of Sarcophilus harrisii (Tasmanian devil), 2940 nucleotides long. RefSeq names its product iroquois homeobox 5 (gene IRX5). The transcript has 4 exons. Gene Ontology annotation, biological process: cell development; regulation of transcription by RNA polymerase II; neuron differentiation. Gene Ontology annotation, cellular component: nucleus. The coding region runs from base 1348 to 2760 and encodes 470 amino acids. Gene Ontology annotation, molecular function: DNA-binding transcription factor activity, RNA polymerase II-specific; RNA polymerase II cis-regulatory region sequence-specific DNA binding. NCBI's taxonomy places the organism in Eukaryota, Metazoa, Chordata, Mammalia, Dasyuromorphia, Dasyuridae. The record is from RefSeq and is a predicted model, not a curated record.
CCCCCAAGGCGGCUCACCUGGAUCGCCGUGGCGGAAGCGCGCGGGCCUCCAGAGUCCCGGCCUCCUCACGAGCUCUUGGGCAGCGCGCGCGCCAGCGGACUGGUUCCCUGGGCCCUCGGCCGUUAACAGACCGUUAGGACGGGCAGCCGGAGGGGCUGCAGCGGAGCCGAGCGGCGCGGCGCAGGCGGAGCCCAGGGCUGGCGCUAAGGGGAGGGAGGAGGGAGGGAAAAAGGGAAGGAGGGAGGGAGACGGAGGCGCUCUCGGGACAGCUCGACCCGGCCAGGGGGGGGCGCUCCCCGUCGCUGCACGCAGAGCCCCAGGGCCGUCGCUUCCUCAUAAGCCGCCCAGCACUCUCCUUCUCUGCUUGGCCAGGCGGUUUAUCUUUUACGCUCCGGGCCACCUCCAUCUAGCUCCGGCUCUGCGCUCCCAGCCCCGCUACAGCUCCGGGUCCAGUCAGCUCGGCCCAACAACCAACGACUCCAGCUUCUCGUCUCCAUGACAAUAGCGCCCACGGCGCCCCGCCCAACCCCACCCCCGACCGCGGCGCUGUGACUCUGGAAGGAGGAGAAGGUCGACGUUAAGGGCGGAGCCAGUUGAAGGCGGCGACCAAUCAGAGGGCAAUCCUGGCUGCGAUAAAUCCUCAGCAAUGUGACGGCUCCAACAGUAGUUAGCUAAUGAAGAAAGUUGGAGCUGAUCGCCGCGGCUGGGAUGUGAUUGUCAUCCAGGGGCCGGCGCGCUAGAGUCUGCAACUGAGAGGGAGCAAGGGGAAAGGGGGGGAGGGGAGCGGGAAGAGGGGGGAGGAAAAGAGGGAGGGAAGAAGGGAGGGAGAGACAGAAGGAGGGAGGGGCAAGGGAACCAGCCAGCUAGCCUGAGAGGGAGAAGGAAAGGAAGAGAGGGAGAGGGAGAGGCGCUCCUGCCGGCCGGGUUGGCUGCGGCCGCCCAGCAGGAUCCUGCCAUUCCUUCCAUUGACAACACCCCGGGAAGGAGGAGCUUCGGGGCGCGUAGAAGGCGUCAGAAUCCUCAAUUUCCAACUUAGCAUCUUGGCAGGACCUUUGCGAAGCAAAAAGCAGAGCCCCCCCAGUCCAAAGGAAAAAAAAGAAAGAAAGAAAAAGAAAAAACCCUGAGAGCGAGGAGCCGCAGCAGGAGCAGAGGCAGCGCCAGCGUUAGCCCUACAGGCGCGGGGAGAGAACGAGGAGCCGCUGGAGCCGCGGAGAGCCCGGAGGCCAGGUGCUUAGCCGCCCGCCUUGCUAGUGCCGGGCGCCCAGCCGCCCCGGCACCUCUGCUCCUAGGGGGCUGACCGGGUUCCAUUCCGCGGCUGCACCGGGCACUGUAUGCCUCUGUUUGGCCAUGUCCUACCCUCAGGGCUACUUGUACCAGCCGUCUGCCUCCCUGGCACUCUAUUCCUGCCCGGCUUACAGCACCAGCGUCAUCUCGGGACCUCGCACCGAUGAACUUGGCCGCUCUUCCUCGGGCUCCGCUUUUUCUCCUUAUGCUGGAUCUACCGCCUUUACCGCUCCUUCCCCGGGUUACAACUCUCACCUCCAGUACGGCACGGACCCAGCUGCCGCAGCAGCCGCCGCCUUCACUUCGUACGUGGGCUCACCCUACGACCACACCCCGGGCAUGGCGGGGUCCCUAGGAUACCAUCCCUAUGCUGCACCCUUAGGGUCCUAUCCCUAUGGAGAUCCAGCCUAUCGGAAAAACGCCACUCGGGACGCCACGGCAACGCUCAAGGCCUGGCUGAACGAACACCGCAAGAACCCGUACCCUACUAAGGGCGAGAAGAUCAUGUUGGCCAUCAUUACCAAGAUGACCCUCACUCAGGUCUCCACUUGGUUCGCCAACGCACGGAGACGCCUCAAGAAGGAGAACAAGAUGACUUGGACUCCACGGAACCGGAGCGAGGACGAAGAAGAAGAAGAAAACAUCGACUUGGAAAAGAACGAUGAGGAUGAACCACAGAAGUCGGAAGAUAAGGGAGAGGCCGAGGCCCCAGAAACAGGGGGAGAUCAGAAGGCUGCUCCAAUAUGCGAAAGGCUGCAGGGGCCCCAUACUCCCGCAAGCAAGGAGGCCGAAGGCAACCUGAGCGACUCGGAUUUUAAAGAGUCCCACGAGGGCCGACUGGACGCUCUCCCAGGGGGUCCGAGGGCUGGCGGCCCUUCUCCCUCUGGCACGGUUGCAAGGCUGGGCGAGGAACCCUCGCCACACUAUCCCCCGGGAGCUUCAGCCCCACACCCAGAUGGAGAAUUGCCCUCCGGCCCCAGCGGGCCCUCGGUUAUUCACUCACCGCCGCAGGCAGUACUAACCAAGCCCAAAUUGUGGUCAUUAGCUGAGAUAGCCACCUCUUCGGACAAGUCCAAGGAAGGCGGCGGCGGAGGUGGUGAGGGUCCUCCUCCAGGGCAAGGGCCCACAGCCGGGCAAACCCUGGCUGGCAGCCGGUCGUCUCCCUCCCCGGCGCGUUCGCCCUCCGCUCAGUGCCCAUUCCCGGGAGGUGCAGUUCUGUCCCGGCCUCUCUACUACACUGCCCCUUUCUAUCCCGGCUACACGAACUAUGGCUCCUUUGGCCACCUGCACGGCCACCCAGGGCCGGGACCGAGUCCUGCCCCAGCCCCCGGCCCGCAUUUCAAUGGAUUAAACCAGACCGUGUUGAACCGAGCGGACGCUUUGGCUAAAGAAACGAAAAUGCUCAGAAGCCAAUCACAGCUAGACCUGUGCAAAGACUCUCCCUUUGAACUGAAGAAAGGUAUGUCCGACUUUUAACACGGGCUGCUUCGGCCCCGGACUUUUCUAAUUUAUUAAAACAUGGCCUUGGCAGUUAUUUUUCCACCACCAAGAGAGAAAAAUAAAAUAAACCCUCCUAUCCAAAAGUUUAUAGUUUAUGGAGAUGAGUGGCAUAAAAAUGUAAACAUCUCCGCCAAAAAUGUCUUAACCAACUGAAAA